This is a messenger RNA of Hansenula ciferrii, 2682 nucleotides long. It is a transcript of the gene PUF3, whose product is annotated as mRNA-binding protein PUF3. Gene Ontology annotation, molecular function: mRNA 3'-UTR binding. Gene Ontology annotation, cellular component: cytoplasm. The transcript has a single exon. Bases 1 to 2682 code for a protein of 893 amino acids. NCBI's taxonomy places the organism in Eukaryota, Fungi, Ascomycota, Saccharomycetes, Phaffomycetales, Wickerhamomycetaceae. Gene Ontology annotation, biological process: nuclear-transcribed mRNA catabolic process, deadenylation-dependent decay. The record is from RefSeq and is a predicted model, not a curated record.
AUGUCUGAUGAUCGGAAACGUACUAAUAACAAACCAAAGUCUUCUAGACUUAAAAAGUUCUUUAACUCAUUACAAAUUCCUGCUAACAUGUAUGAUUUAGAAGGUGCAUCCAUUUGGGAAUCACCAAACAUGGAGCGCUCUUCCAAGAACAGCGCUUCAAAUUCAUCAUUGGAUCGUUUAGGUUCCGCUCAAUAUAAACCAACAGGACCACCAAGCAGAAAUUUCCGUGCUUCAUCAGUUGAUAUUGAUAAAGAUAUUGGAAGUAUCAUUUCCAGUAUCAGUAAUUCUAAUUCCAAUCAAAAUGGGCUCAACAAUUUUGAUCAACCAACAAAUUUAAUCAAUGAUCGCAGAAACUCUACAACUAGUGGUGCUGGUUCGGAUGUUGAUAGUGAUUAUGGCAAUGCUUUUGGUUUCAAAAGAGGAACUUUGUCCCUGGGUAAUUACAACAUGGGUAACAAUAAUUCAAAUGCUUCUGUUGCUGCUGGUGCAAGAAAUAAUGCUUUUGGAUCAGCUUCCAUCAGUGGUGGUAUUCCUUCUCAUAUCAAUGGUGCUGGUUCUGGUCGUUUCUUAGAAAAAUUUGCCGCUGUGGCUGAAGCAACUAGAGAAGUUGAAUUAUUAGGUGGUGGUGUUGGUUCAUUAUCCAUUGGAAGUACAAGUGCUCGUGUUCCAGGAUCUUCAAGAAGAACGAGUUUUUUAACUCCUGAAGGUACCACUGUUAAUAAACCUUUCCAUGAUAGUUCACCAAAUUCAUUAAGUGAAAGUUUAAAUAAUCCAUUAAAUGCAAAUACUUCAAGACAGUCAAUCUCUGAAAGAAUUGAUAAUUAUAAUUUAUCGAAUGCAAAUUCUCCAGAUCAAGCUUUUAAAUCUGCUUUAGGUUCUCAAAGUCGUGCAAUGUCUAUUUCUUCAGAUCUUAAUAAUCCUUCAGAACAUAAUUCAAUUAGUUUUGAUGUUAAUGGUGAAAAUGUUAAUACUAGUAUAUGGAACCCUGCUUCUGCUGCUUCUGCUACUACAUUUACACCAACAUCUAAUAUCAAUGGUGAUCAACAACAACAACAACAACCUUUCCCAAAUUAUCCACAAAUGUUUCCUUAUGGAUUCCCAUUCAAUCAACCAUUUCCAAUGAUGCCAAUGAUGCCACCUCAAUUUUUGGAUUCUCAAAAUAUGUUUAAUGCUCAACAAGCUCAACAAGGAUCUGCUGUUGAAAGUCCACCAAAUGGUGAUGUUAAACCUUCUGAUGCAAAAAAUACUGAAUUACCAAAAUUGAAUGAAGAUCAACAACCAAAAACUUUUUCACCAUUCGUACCAGGUAUUCAUUUACAACCACAACCAUUAAAUGGUGGAUUUAAUUCACAAUCACCAUUUGUUUAUCCUCAAUCAUUUUCACCAUAUGGAUUUUUACCACCACAAUUGAAUGGUACACCUGAUGUUCAAAAUAAUGAUAUUAAUCAACAAUUUCCAUCAAACGGUACUACUAAUAAUACCAAUAAUCAUAAUAAUAUAAAUAAUAAGAGACGUUCACCAAAACAACCAUCAUCAUCAUCAAAUGGUAAUGGAGUAUCACGUUCAAAUGGUAAUGGUAAAGGACCAAAAAAUCAUAUUUAUAGAAGUCCAUUACUGGAAGAAUUUCGUAAUAAUACUUCAAAAGAAUAUAGAUUAAAAGAUAUUUUUGGAAGUGCUGUUGAAUUUUCAAAAGAUCAACAUGGUUCAAGAUUUAUUCAACAACAAUUAGAAAUUAGUUCAGAUGAAGAAAAUGAAGUUAUUUUCAAUGAAAUUCGUGAAGCUUCAUUAGAAUUAAUGACUGAUGUUUUCGGUAAUUAUGUUAUUCAAAAAUAUUUUGAACAUGGUUCAGAUACUCAAAGACAAGUUUUAUUGGAACAAAUGAAGAAUCAAGUUCAACAUUUAUCAAUGCAAAUGUAUGGUUGUAGAGUUGUUCAAAAAGCUAUUGAAUAUGUUCCAUUAAAUGAUCAAAUUUCCAUUAUAACUGAAUUAAAAGAUUCAAUUGUUUCAUGUAUUAAAGAUCAAAAUGGUAAUCAUGUUAUUCAAAAAUCUAUUGAAAAAAUUCCAAUUGAAAAAAUUGAAUUUAUUUUAGAUUCUUUAAAAACACAAAUUUAUCAUUUAUCAACUCAUACAUAUGGUUGUCGAGUUAUACAAAGAUUAUUAGAAUUUUCCAAACCAAAAGAUCAAGAAUAUAUUUUGAAUGAAUUAAAUAAAUUCACUUAUUUCUUAAUUCAAGAUCAAUUUGGUAAUUAUGUUAUUCAACAUAUUAUUGAACAUGGUAAACCAUCAGAAAGAAAAUUAAUUGUUGAUACAGUAUUAGGUUCAGUUGUUGAUUUUUCAAAACAUAAAUUUGCAUCAAAUGUUGUUGAAAAAUGUGUUAUAUUUGGGGAUGAUGAACAAAGAUCAUUAAUUUUGGAUGAAGUUUUGAAAAACAAUGAAAAAGAUGAUGAUAAACCAGUUGAUGAUCGUUCACCAUUGGGAUUAAUGAUGAAGGAUCAAUUUGCUAAUUAUGUUGUUCAAAAAUUAGUUGAUGUUACAAAAGGUUCAAAAAAGAAAAUAUUGAUUAAAAAAAUUAAACAAUUUUUAAAACAAAUUUCAAAAACAAAUUAUGGUAAACAUUUAGCAUCAAUUGAAAAACUUAUUGUUUUAUCUGAAACUGCAAUCACAUCAGAUGAUGAAGAAUAA